AAUUGUGUGAUUCUGAUCUUCACCAAAACACAAAACACAAUUCCCAGGAUUUUUAUUCUGAUGAAUGUCACCAUUGAAAAUUUCUAAUUUAUUAGAAUAUUUGCAAUUAAUUUUUUAAAACGAUUUUUGUCUACCUUAUCAGUAUGACAACGAUAAAAGUUCAUGGGGGUAUUGAUAUCUUACGCUUGCCAGUUAACCAGGAGGAACAUAUAUUCCCUCCUUGGCAGAUAAAAUACACUCAAUCACAUAUAUUGCAUUCCAAGUGUUCUAAACAUGAAGAAUCUUGUCCUCCUGACGUUGAUCCCUGUCAGUUUUGCGAAUACAACAAUGCACUGGAGAUGCCUCACAUGCCAGACAUGGUGUUUCCCAACAAUAUUUUAACUUUGAAGCAUGAAAGAAAAGCAGAGUUUAAUUUCAAUGCUCUCGAUGCAUUAAAACGCGUGGCCAAUGGCAAAAUUAAUUUGAAAUUGGCUUGUGCUGAAGCUUGGCAAGAAUCGAGGUCAGAUUGCAAAGAAUAUCUCCAAGAAAAAGUAAAACCAUUCGAUUGGACUUUUACUACUGAUUACAUGGGCACAAGUUCUGGUUUCCAAGUUACAGAAACUGAUGAACGGAUUGAUAUGGAAAAGCUCAAGAGAAAAGAUAAAAUUUUAUUUUACCAUGAUCUCACUCUCUUUGAAGACGAGCUACAUGAUAACGGAAUAGCUUCUUUGUCAGUUAAAAUCCGAGUAAUGCCAGGAAGUUUAUUUAUUUUACUCCGAUAUUUUCUAAGAAUUGACAACGUAAUGUUGAGGAUCAACGACACUAGAAUAUAUCAUGAGUUUCAUAAAGAUUAUUUGCUACGGGAAUUUACUACCAGAGAAUCUCAAGUACAAGAUUUGAAGGUUCCACAUGCAUUGUUCGUCGACCCAAGUCAAAUAGCUCCUUUUUUACCUCUCAUAAAUAGUUUGUAUCAUAAACUUUUACUUCCACCUAAAGCUGAUACAGUGACCCCUAAAUCAAGUUUAUCUAAAUCAUUAAAUGUAUCCAAUGAAUCAGAAUCCAAAAAUUCAGAGGCAUCAGUAAGCAAUUCUGUCACAUAAAUAAAGUAUUCAAAAUUUUAACUUAUAUUUAAAAACAAAUUAAUUUCAUUAAAAAAGAAAAAAUUAUCUUUAAGAGCUUUGUACAGAAUUAAAUCUCUGGAUCGUAAUAAAAAAAAAAAUUCCUGUAAGUGAACUAGUAAUAAAUAAAAAUACUUUUUUUUUCUAAAAAAAUUUUAUUAAAUUAUAAAAAUAUACUUAAGGCCAUUCUCAGACAGUGCCCCACACUUUUUAAAAAUUUUCAAUGACAACUGUCAUAAGCGUAUCAAAAUUUUAUCAAUUAAUUAAAAAAAAUUAAAACAUUAAUUGAAAGGACAAAUUCGCUGAGAUAUGGAUUUAAGAAAAAAAAAGCUUACAGUUGACAUCAAUCGGGAGUUAAAAAAAAUUUCAGUAAAAUCUUCAUGUCAAUUUAAUAAUUUAAAUUUUCAAAUUUUGUAGGCUAAAAUUUAUUCGACAAAUUUCGUUUAACUCCUCAUUGAUUAUAACUUUUUUGGAAUUCCGUAAAUCUAGUUACGAAUAUUUUUUGAGUCAUAAUAACUAAUUAUUUGGCGUUAUUUGUGUGGAUUUCGUUUUGAUGAUUGAGACUAGAUUAAUCUUAAGAUGAAGCUUUAUAAAUAAUCUGUUAAAUAAAUGUGAAUAAUCGCCUAAUGUUAAUUACACUAAUGUAUACUAUAUGAAUUAAUGUAUGAAUUUCGGAUGACCGCAAGGAGUUACAACUUCAUAGCCAAUAAACAAUAAUUAAUAAUAACUGAGUUAUUUUUUUUUAAUUUUAUAUCUCGGCGAAAUAGCAACUACGUUGUCCCUUUUUCAAUUAAGAUUUUAAUUUUUUUUUAAUUAAUUAAGAGCAUUCUCAAACAGUGUGCCCAACUUUUAGAAAAUGUCCAAUGACCUUGAAUUGUCAUAGUAUGAAAAUUUGAUUAAGUUAAAAAAAACUGAAGCAUUAACAGGGGUUAUCAGAUAUUUUCGGCUGGGUUUUUUUCGAAAACAAAAUCUCCAAAUACAAAACACAGACCGCACUUUGAUGUAUUACUGUCUAAUCUAGCGAUGUGGGCUUUAAUUGUUUCAUAAUAUUCGUUUGUUUAAGAGAAAAACGGCCAAAAUUUCCAUUUACUGUACAAGUGCAACAAAGAUAGUACCGUUUGUGGACUUGAGUGUAACAGAGAGAAAAGUGCAAACCCCUGUUAAUUGAAAAAAGGACAACGUAUUUGCAAUUGCCGAGACAUAGAAUAAAAAAAAAUGACUUACAGUUGAUAUCAAUUAGGAGUUACGCAAAAUUUGUUGAAUCAACUUUAGCCUGAAAUUUAUUUUCCAAAUUUCGUUUAACUCCUAAUUGAUAACUGAGUAAUUUUUUUUUAAAUCUAUAUCUCGGCGAAAUCGUAACUGCGUUGCCCUUUUUUCCAUCAAUGCUUUAACUUUUUUUUAAUUAAUUAUCAAAAUUUGAAUACGGUCAUUACAAUUGGAAGUGAUUAAAUAUUUUUAAAAAGUAGGUGGCAAUGUCUGAGAAUUGUCUUAAUAAAAUUUAAAUACGGUUAUGGCAGUUGAAAGUCAUUGCAUAUUUUUAAAAAGUCGGGAACACUGUCUGAGAAUGCCCUUAAUUACAUCCGAGAUAUCGAAGUUACGUUUAAAAUAUCGAGAGCGUUGUUAAAAAUAAUCUGGAGUGCCUUCAAUAAAUAUAUACGUCUCAUCAUUUCUUUUAGCAGUUGCGAGCGUCCGUCCUGCAAUUAAAUGUUUAUUUAAACAAUAUAAAUUAAUAUAAACUAUUAUAUAUUUAAUUAUAUUAUAUAAUUACCGUUAAAAUUCUGUAUCUCCGGUAGUAGUUGCUGAAUUUUUGGCUUAUAUUUAAUAAGAAUGAACAAAGAAUCUGCGGAUGGAUUUUACAAUGUCCAUUAGCUUCAAUUUCAACAAUUCUCGUUAGUAUGAAUGGAUAAUCGUAAAUAUAAUUAUAAAUAAGAUUCCAUUCUUCCUGGAAAUUUAAUUCAUUUAUUAUUUAUAUACUGACUACUUAUUGAAAAGGAAAGGUAUCAGUUACUUAUCAUUUUAUUACUAAUUGAUUAAAUUAAUUACUAUUUUUUUUUCAAUGCAAGUUUAAAUAAAAAGGAAUAGUGGAAUUGAAUUCGUGAUAAAAUUUCUUUUUAUUUAAGUACCCACAUCAAUAUAUUUUAAUAAAGUUAUUUUUAACGAUCAACUCGCGGUUAAUUCGCGGAUAGUUAACAAAUAACUUACACAUAUUGUUGUGGGUAUUUAUUUUGAAGGAAUAAUCAAUUGAUAAUAAAAUGAUAUUUAACUUAUUAUCCUUCCAUAAAAAAUUAAUUUUUUGUAAUUAUGUAGUUUUUUAUUUUGUUUAAGAUCUUGAUAAUUUUUCUUUUCCAUGGAAUAAAUAAUAUUUUAUAUAUCGACGUUCUAAUUAGCAAAUUGUCUAACUUAAUAUUUUUUAGUACGUGAUUCUGUGCAAUUUUCAGAUACUAAUAGUCAGAAAAAAUAUUAUUUGAGUAGCGUAGACAGAAAUAUACAUAUACUAGAUAUGGAAUUGAUUUUUAGAUGAAAAAAAAAAUUUUCCAUUACUUUUUUUCACAUAAAUGGAGGAUUUUCUGAAAUGGAGUUAGACAAUUUUGUAAUUGGAACUUCAAAUUUUUUUUUAUAAAUCGAGAUGUUGACAAGCUCUAGUUUUUUUUUAUUAAUUUGCUGACGCUCAGAGAAAAUUUCAAUAAAAAAGUCUUUUAAAAAUUGUUUUGUAAAUCAAAAUAUUAAAAAAAUACAUAAUUACUGUAAUUAUAAAUAAAUAUAUAAAACCUCUGAAUUUAAUAAAUGUAAAUCCACUUUAUCAAUAUCCCAUAGCUCUGGAUAUUUCCCUGAGUUUACUUCAUGCUGAAAUUUAUCCAGUAUUUUAGUGAUCCUCGCUAAAUUAUACAAAACGAAAGUGCCCCCACGAUUACAAGUACCAGCUUUAUCAGCAUCAGAAUCAACUUUUAUAAAACAAGGAUGACUUGGUUUAACACUCAUGAAUUCAAAAGUUAUUACAGCUUCAGCAAUAACUUUCAACUGUUGAUCUCCAAUGUCAUCAACGGGUCUCGAAUCAUUGGCUUCUUUGAUAAGCUGAACUUUUUGUUCCAAAUACUCGGAAUAACUCAGCUCAGUUUCUUUGGCAUUAGUACGAGGGUUCUUGACAACUCCACAAAGACAUCUAUCAAACCCAUCUCCAAUAUCUCCUUGGGAUUUCGUUGUCAAAAAUAACUUACGCUCUGCAUUGUCAUCAAUUUCAAAUCCCAGAGUUUUCAAAACAUUCCCGCAAAUGUUUUUCAAAAGAUUCAAACGCGUUGUCGUCAAGCUUGACUCGAAAUCUUCAUUUAUCUCCAAAUAAAUUUUACCACCGUCACUUCUCUUUCCAUACAAUCCCUUCAAUUUAAUAGCAUCUCUUAUUACAUUAUUUAUCAAACACUUUUUAUUUAACGUAACAAAAACUUCACCAUUACCCAGCGUUAAAU
Microplitis mediator is the source of this 4558-nucleotide messenger RNA. Its product is annotated as TIP41-like protein. Lineage: Eukaryota; Metazoa; Arthropoda; Insecta; Hymenoptera; Braconidae. Bases 144 to 1079 code for a protein of 311 amino acids. Gene Ontology annotation, biological process: TOR signaling. Gene Ontology annotation, cellular component: cytosol. The transcript is spliced from 6 exons. The record is from RefSeq and is a predicted model, not a curated record.